GUAAGGGUGCUCCGAUUGAUCGGUCGCCGAUCAUAAUCGGCCGAUUAUAGCUUUGGGAUGUUUGAUCGGCCGUCUCUAUAAAGGCCGAUCCAGAAAAGCCGAUCAGAUGACGCAAAACUCGCGAGACGAUUUUUUUACGCGCUGCUAAAAAUGGCUUCACCGGUCUGGCAAUUCUACGUGGUGUGCGAAAAAGAUAAUACAUUAGCAAUCUGCAACGUGUGUACCAAGCAAAUCCCACGAGGCGGAAAGCACGCAAAACAUUUUAACACCACCAACCUCAUCAGACAUUUGAAGGUUAGUCACGUAAAGGAAUAUGAGCAGUUUUCAAAGUUAGCUAGCGCAAAGAGAGAGCGAGACCGUUCAGCAACUCAAGCGCCACUCACUCAGCUGUCAGUAACAGAGACAUUUCAAAGAAAGCAACCCUACAGCAGGGACAGUAAGAAGCAUAAAGAGAUAUCAGACAAAAUAAUGGAAUUCAUUUGCCUAGAUCACCAGCCUCUGUCUGUUGUGGAAGACGAAGGGUUCCAGCGACUCAUGUCCUAUUUAGAUUCACGUUACACUCUGCCAGGGCGUAAAUAUUUCACUGAUGUGUGCCUGCCGCAGUUAUACCAAACCGUGUUUACAUAUGUCGACAGCCUUAUGAAGGACAACAUAACAUCGAUUGGUUUCACUAGUGACAUUUGGAGUGCGAGUGUAUGCCCCAUGUCCAUGUUGAGCCUCACUGCGCAGUUCAUUAAUCAAAACUUCGAACUACAAAAAGUUGUUCUACAUUCUCAAGAGUUUUCAGGGUCACACACCGCAGAGGCUCUUGUUGCUGCAUUCAGCGACAUGUUUCAAGCAUGGGGAAUCCCGAAGGAAAAAGUGCAUGUUAUUCUAAGGGAUAACGCAAAGAACAUGGAAAAGGCCAUGAGGGAUGCCCAUCUACCCAGCCUGCCGUGCAUGGCGCAUUCACUCCAGCUCGCCGUGACCGAGGGAGUCAUGUCACAACGCAGCAUCGCUGAUAUAAUCGCUUCUGGAAGACGCAUCGUCGGUCAUUUCAAACACUCCCCGCUUGCUUACUCACGACUUCAAAGUAUUCAGAAACAACUGGGCCAGCCUAUCAAGAGACUACAGCAAGAUGUACCUACCAGGUGGAACAGUACUGUAUACAUGCUGCAGAGUCUGCUGGAACAGAAACGUGCCCUGUGUGCUUAUGUAGCCGACUAUGACUUACCCUCCAUGUUCACCAGUAGCCAGUGGAAAUUAGUUGAAAAUAUGAUUUCGCUACUCGCCCCAUUUGAAGAGCUCACGCAGCAGAUCAGCUCAUCCACUGCAUCGGCUGCAGAUGUUAUACCAUCCAUCAGAGCUUUAACUCGUCUUCUUGAGAAGACAGCAGAGACUGACCACGGUGUAAAAACUUCAAAAGCCACGUUGUUGGAAGCGGUCCAGAAAAGAUUCCGUGACAUUGAAUGUGAGCGCCUGUAUAGCAUUGCUACAAUCCUCGAUCCGAGGUACAAAGACAGAUAUUUUUCUGACGCAGUCAAGCCCCAGAUACGUGGACUGCUUUCUAAUGUCCUGGCCACUGGAUUGGAGCAGCAGGAUGGUGAGGCGAGUUUGGCUGCAAGCGGGUCCGGACCCCCAGAGAAAGUACCACGAACCGGCUCCUUGCAUGCUAUGUAUGCUGAGUUGUUGGGUGGAGAUCAGGAAUGUGGUAGCAGUGAAAACAGCAGCUCAGCAUCAUUGCAAUUGAAUUUCUACCUGUCAGAGCCAGUUAUCGCUCAAAGUGGACAGCCACUUGUUUACUGGCAGAACAAUAAAAGCCGCUUUCCCGCUCUCGCACAAGCAGCACGCACCUACCUCUGUGCACCGUGUACAAGUGUUGAUAGCGAACGACUUUUUAGCACAGCAGGGAAUAUUAUUGAUGAGAAGAGGAACAAGCUGUCAGCCAAAAAUGCAGAGAUGCUUAUAUUUAUAAAGAAAAAUCUGCCAUUGAUGCUUAAGAAGUAAGCUUUGGGCAAUCUAAUAAUCUCUAUCCCCCCUCUCUCUUUUUCUACCUCUCUCUACCUCCCUAAAUGCCCACAAAAUCUGAAUGAGUAUCUCAGAAAGCUGUUAUAGAUAUACAGAUAUGGAAGUUGUUAGUUAUUAGAAUGUUUUGUUGCUGUGCACUUUACUACCUGUGCUCCUUGAAAUGGUCUUUUACAAUAACCAAUGUCUGACUGACUUAAAACAAUAUUUUGGCUAUAGCCUUUUUUGUUGCAGUUUUAAAAGUAGCCUAAAGCUAAAUUUAAAGUCUCAGAUGUUAUGUCUUAUCUUAUUUUAUUUAUAUAUUCUCCAGGAAAGUUGUAUUAGUCAAGUCCUAAGUUGUUCCUAAUAACCAAACACAUGCUGCUAAGUUAAUUUGUUGGAAAUGUUGCUUCCAAAUAAAUACACAGUUGUCAAUUCAUGAUGCGUUGUCUUCUCUUAAUUGUAAUACUUAAUGUGCAUUGUUGUUAAAUAUUGUUUAAAAAAUUAUGCUACAUGAUAAAUAGAAGGCUUCAAAUAGACCCUGUAAUCGGUGAUCGGUAUCGGUAUCGGGUGAUACAGCUUCCAGCAAUCGGGGAUCGGUGAUCGGCCCCAAAAAUCCUGAUCGGAGCAC
Molecule: messenger RNA, 2614 nt
Organism: Carassius gibelio (silver crucian carp)
Lineage: Eukaryota; Metazoa; Chordata; Actinopteri; Cypriniformes; Cyprinidae
Product: zinc finger BED domain-containing protein 4-like
Exons: 2
Coding region: 151-1986 (611 amino acids)
Molecular function (GO): DNA binding; protein dimerization activity
Source: RefSeq, a predicted model, not a curated record